GAUUGAUGAACACCAUCCUCCCCACGUAUGCAUGCACACACGCACAGAAAUGUGUAUAUAUGCACAUGAUAAAGUUAAUUUCCACAAAAUGCUUCUUAAGUAUUCCUUCAAAGAUAAUGUCAUACAGUUUGAAGAAGACAGUAGACGUCAGUAUCAUCAUCAUCAUCAUAAUCACCAUUAUCAUCAUCAUCAUCACAGGUACAUAAAAUACUACUUAGAUACUACUUAAAUACACAACCUUCGUCGGAAUUGACAUUGUAAACAAACAACGCCUAACUGAAACCAUUGAAUAAUUCAUUGCACGGAUAUUUAUCAUCUACACAUAUAUAAUUCUUAAUUUUGUCAAAAAAUAUUUUUAAAUUUACAGAAUUAAUCCUUUUUUAUUGAUAGAAAUAAAAAAAUACACUGAAUGAGACAAAAUGCAAUCCCUUUCAUUUAAAAAUUCAAACAAUGUUUAUUCUAUAUUGAAUCAUUGAACAAUUGAACAUUGAAUCUAAUUGAAUCCUUCAUUUCUUCUAGAUACAAGAAAAAAAAUGCUCAACAGUAUUGUGGAGGUGAACAAAUUAAUGAUACUGACUGAAUUCUUCUUAUUAAUUACAAUUAUUUCACUGCAUCAAGUUUAUCCACAGUAUGCUGACAGACUGCCGGAUCGUAUAGGCAAUAGGAUGAAAUUUCCGCGAAAUUAUUAUUUAACCAAAAAAGCUUACUUAGCGAGUGGUUUAUCAAUGGCUUCGCCAUUUAAUGAAAAAACAGUCAAUGAUGCGAUGACAUCGUCAGACUUUUCAUCGUCACCGCCAUUUUUUCAAAAAGAGAAAGAGGCUCAAAGAUCAGCGGUAAAUUUUCAUGAUAAAUAUUACUAUGAUGAUGCAUCAGUAGUAUCGUCCCAAGGAUCCUCUUCGGCAUCAUCGUCGGUAAUGUUACCUGUGCUGAAAGACAGCGCUAACAGUGUUCUUUUAAACAAAAAGAAAAUGAAUCAAGAUGGCGGAAUAGAUUUCCGUCAACGCAAAGAAGAUCAAUAUAAGGAACAGAUUCAAAAGCCUUUGCAUUCAUUGGCACAAUAUUCUGCUAAAAUGAGGCCAUUGUCACUGCCUCCAUCAUUCGCCUCUUUCACAUCAUCACCUCCUGUGAUUAAAGAUACAGUGAAUCGAACGCUAGUGGAUUAUCCACGUCAAAAUAGACGUCAACGUCAGCAGAAACAGAAGCAGCAGCAGCAACAGCAACAACACAAACAAGAACAAGAAGAGGAGAAAGUGACGCAUCAGACGAAUAUGAAUAAUCCUUUAUUAGUGUCGAAAAAUGUCAGUGUAAGUGGGAGUUAUAGUGGAGAGAAAAAUUCUCAAAUUAAAGGACGCUGGUGGUUAGAUACAAUUGCAAAGCUAUUACAUUCACACCCACUAACUUUAUCGGGAAAUUCACGUACAUUACAAAAUCCAAUCAUUGAAAUAUAUAAUGAAGGUGAUAAGCCACCUUCAUUCACAAUGGAUAACAAUAUUAUCCCUCCGUGGAAUAAUAUACCUGAAAUAAAUUAUCAGAAUGAAAGACAAGUUCUAGCCUAUAUGAAUCGUGAAAUGUAUAACAAUCCAUCAGUGUAUGGAUGGAGAAGACAAAGUUACGAUCCUAUUGCACAGAGUACAGCAUGGAUAGAACAUCAUGUUCGACAGCGAAUACAACGUUAUAAACAAUGGCUUUCACCAAAACAAUGGAAACAAUUUUUAACACACGAUACUCCUACUUCUACAAUUAUCAAUAACAGAGACAGUAGAAUUAAUUCUCCGGCAAAAUUUAACUUAGCUUUAUUCGAGGCUGCUGUCGUCGGUGUACGACGUGCUGUCGCUGAGUGUCGUUAUCAAUUUAGACAUGAAAGAUGGAAUUGUAGCCAGGUACCUGAUGAUGAAACAGCUCUGUUUGGAAAUAUUUUACUGAAAGGUAUACCACAGACUGCAUUUGUCUAUUCAAUUAUCAAUGCUGGAAUAGUCCAGUCAGUAGCUGAAGCUUGCUUAAAUCAAAUUGAUAAUUGUCCAUGCAAUAAUCGUGGUCGACAAGAACCAUAUUCCGACUGGCAGUGGCAAGGAUGUGAUCAUAAUAUACAUUAUGGACGACGAUUUUCACGACGUCUAUUGGAUACCAUGGAACGUGGAUCACAUAUAAGAUUUGAAAUGAAUUUACAUAAUAAUGGUGUUGGUAGACAGUUAGUAAUUAAAAAUAUGGAACGUUAUUGUCGUUGUCAUGGAACAAGUGGAUCGUGUACUUUAAGAACAUGUUAUAGACGAACACCAAGAAUGCGAACACUUGGCAACUUAUUGAAGCAUAUUUAUGAAAAUGAUUUAGUUCAAGUUAAACUAAACUCUAACAGACUACGAAGGAUUCGUAAUUCCGAUCUAGAUGAGCAAGAGAAAUAUCUCUCAGUAUCAAAUAAUAUUCGACCAUCGUAUUCAGAUAAAGCUAUUAAAUUUACACCGUAUAAAAAUAAUUUCAAUCAAAAAUUGUCAACAAUAAACAGCAACUAUUAUGCUCAAAAAAAUAAUAAUAUGAGAAAAGUUUCUAAAAAGUCAAACUUAAUCAUUGUACCUCAACUGUCAACGUCAAUGAAACCCUAUGGAAAGGCGGAUAAUUUCACCACCAGCCAAUCACCACAUUCAUCACAGCUGGUUUAUUAUGAAUCCGUUAACCAAAAGUUAUUUUGUGAUUCACAUCCAUCUUACCACAUACUCGGCACUAAAGGUCGUCUGUGUAAUUCCUCAUCGACAGGUUUAAACAAUUGUCGUCAGUUGUGCUGUGGUCGUGGUUUCAUUACACAUCAUUAUUAUACAAUGGAAUCGUGCAAUUGUAAGUUUAUCUGGUGUUGUCGAGUGGAAUGCCAACAGUGUUUAGUAUUGAAAAAGGUGGAAACGUGUAUUUAACUGAGCUUAACCAGUCAGUUUUCUUUAAUAAUCACAUCGAUUUCUCUCUCCCUCACUCAAAAUAUCUUUGUUUACACACUUCAAACUACUAAACAAAAUUUAAGUAGUAGUAUACUGUAUCGAAGAAAAUAUACUUUUAUACUUCAAGACUUAUACACAAAUUCUACCUCGAGCAUUCAACAUUGUUCAAUAUUCAAUAGCCAUUUGUUUAAAACAAAACACACUGAUCAUAAAUGAUAAAUAAUUGUAGAUUCUUUUGAUAAUUCUCCUUAUUAUGUACACAUGUCUAGCCUUACUCACCUGUUUAUUUGUUUUAAAAUUUAUAAUAAUAAUACUAAUAUUAAUAUCAUUUAACAAUGUAUUUGUAAAGUUACCUUAAAGUUGCUAGCCAGUGACUGCACAGAACUGACAAUAUUAACACUCUGAAUUAAUUUAAUAUGAAUUAUGAAUUUUUGUAUUAAGCACCAUGAUUUAUCUCAUUAUAACUGUUAAAAGCAUUUUAAUAAUGCGAAAAUCAAUAUAUGCAC
Molecule: messenger RNA, 3427 nt
Organism: Trichobilharzia szidati
Lineage: Eukaryota; Metazoa; Platyhelminthes; Trematoda; Strigeidida; Schistosomatidae
Source: the annotation of a GenBank genome assembly